This is a messenger RNA of Anopheles funestus (African malaria mosquito), 8137 nucleotides long. RefSeq names its product rho-associated protein kinase 1. The record is from RefSeq and is a predicted model, not a curated record. Bases 1039 to 5277 code for a protein of 1412 amino acids. Gene Ontology annotation, biological process: actomyosin structure organization; Rho protein signal transduction; cortical actin cytoskeleton organization. Gene Ontology annotation, cellular component: cytoskeleton; cytoplasm. Gene Ontology annotation, molecular function: small GTPase binding; Rho-dependent protein serine/threonine kinase activity; ATP binding. The transcript has 11 exons. Lineage: Eukaryota; Metazoa; Arthropoda; Insecta; Diptera; Culicidae.
UGACAGUUGAAAAAAAAGCAACAGUCUUUAAAAAAAAAGAAGAAAAGAGGAAGCAGUGAAAUGCUGCGGUAGUGUCAUCGCGUAGAGAAUCUAAAUGUUUCUGCUCCUGUUUUUUGUGUCGCAAUUUCAGUUGAUCAUAGCAUUUAUCGCUUUAUUUCGUGGCUCGUUCUCUAUCAUCUAUCCUACAUUUGAGUGGGGCGCCAUUCCUUGCUACAUCGAAGAAGCACACCGCUCCGGCUUUAGAGUCGUAUCUGUACAGACUGUGAAAAGGAGGCGGACGAGAAAUUACCCGCUGGUUGUGGACUUUGCCUUUCCUUUGGCGUAUUAACGCGUUUACGAUUGUGUUUAAUGCACACCUUGCCUAUCCGGCACGUUCGUUGCUGAACGGCGAACGAAUUGCUGGCAGCAGCGUGUAUUUUCACAUUCGUCAUCGUCGUAAAUUUGGCGCAGAACAACACGAGUGGAACAAUAUUCGAUUGGAAAACAGUACCAGCACUAGGUACGAAAGAAUAAGACAAACGUGGUGCGAUAAAGUAAGAAAGAGCGGGAGUGUCCAAGCGAGAAAGCAAGAGUGUACGGGGGGGACCGUGUCCGAACAUGGAAUGUAUCACAAUCCUGAACAUCCUGUAAAGUUUGCAAUCCCCGACAGCGAAGGAACUGAAGCGCAGUGUUCUACAUGUAAGCGCACCAGUGAUUGUAUCGUAUGCCAAACCGCUGGGGCUAACUGGUGUUGUGAUCGAUCAUCAACAAGUGGAACUUAAUAUUUCUAAGUACACCUGAAAGGUAGCUAGGUGCGUUUUUUUCUUCUUCUAAGAAACAAAGAGAAAUAUAUACGGGAUACGGAAACAGCGGAAACAAACAAACGACGAUCAUAGCAAACCUUUCCGACGAUCUAUUGGUGCUGUAAGUGUGUGUGUGUGUUUUGAAUUCCUGUUGCAUUGUACAUGCGAUCAAGAAGCAGUGCAGAUUAGCAAAAAAGGUGGUUUAUCAAAUGUAAAGCAAAAAAUAAAUACACACACACACACUCACACAAACACAAUGGCAAGUAAGAAACCAAUGGACGAGGCUCGUAGGGCACGAUUAAUGGCCCUGGAGGAGCAAAUUCGUGAUCCGGCAAGUAUCAGCAACAUCGACUGCCUGCUGGACACACUGACCGCACUAGUGGCGGACUGUGAUCAUGAGAAUGUGAAAAUAAUUAAGAACAUAGAAACGUUCAUUAAGCGAUACAAAAAUUUAGCCCGCGACAUCACGACGCUGCGCAUGAAUCCGAGCGAUUUCAUCUUCAUCAAACUUAUUGGACGCGGUUCGUUCGGCAAGGUGUUGCUAGUGCGGCACAAAACCACCGAGCAGGUGUACGCAAUGAAACGGCUGUCCAAGUACGAGAUGAUCACACGUUCCGAUACGGCAUUCUUCUGGGAGGAGCGAUACAUCAUGGCAAACGCAAACUCCGAUUGGAUCGUGAAGUUGCAUUUCGCUUUUCAGGAUGCAAAAUACCUUUACAUGGUGAUGGACUUUAUGCCCGGUGGUGAUAUCGUCGGGCUGAUGAACGUCUACGAGAUACCGGAGAAGUGGGCACUGUUUUACACGAUGGAGGUUGUGCUGGCGCUGGAUACGAUCCACCAGAUGGGGUUCAUCCAUCGGGACGUUAAGCCGGACAACAUGCUGUUGGAUAAGUACGGUCACCUGAAGCUGGCCGAUUUCGGUACGUGCAUGCGUAUGGAUAGCGAUGGGUUGGUGCGAUCGUCCAAUGCCGUCGGAACGCCGGACUACAUUAGCCCGGAGGUGUUGCAGUUUCAGGGCGCUACGGAUGGUUACGGGCGCGAGUGCGACUGGUGGUCGUUGGGCAUUUUUCUGUACGAAAUUUUGAUCGGCGAUACGCCGUUCUUCUCCGACAGUCUGCUCGGUACGUACAGCAACAUAAUGGAUUUUAAAAAUUGCCUUCAUUUUCCGGACAAUGCACCGAUGAGCGAGAAUGCGAAAUCGCUUAUUAAAGGCUUCCUGACGGAUCGUACGGUGCGGCUCGGGCGCCAUAGUGUGGAGGAAAUUAAAUCUCAUCCAUUUUUCGUGAACGAUACCUGGACGUUUGAGAAUGUGCGCGAUUCCGUACCGCCGGUAGUGCCGGAACUGAGCGGUGAUGAUGAUACGCGCAACUUCGUCGAAGUGGACCGUAAGAACAGUAUUGGCACGAGCUUCGCCACGCCAACCACGUUCGUUGGUGAUAAUCUGCCAUUCAUCGGGUUUACCUACUCGCCUGAUUAUCAGCUGUUGAGCGGCGAUGGUGGAAAUAACGGUGACAACUCGACGGAGGACACCACGGACAAUAAGGAGGCAAAGGCACACCACCAUCGGCUGUCGAACAAUGCGGAGCUGAUGCGGCUAGAGAAUAUGCUGCAGCGUGAAAAGCAAGCGGUAGAAACGCUCGAAAAGCAGGAACGAACACUUCGCCAACAGAUCGAACUUAUCACCAAGCGAGAAUCGGACAUACAGACGCUUGCGAACGAGUACGAGCGUGAUCUAACGAUGCUGAAGCACAGCCAUCGUGAGGUGCAGCGACGUGCGGACGUUGAGCAGGAAACGCGGAAAAAGCUCGAAACCGUGCUGGUGGAGACGAAACAGCGGCUGCAGGAGGAGCGUAGCAUGCGGACGCGGGAAAUGAACAACCUGCAACAGUACACCGACCGCAUCAGUGCGCUCGAGAAGCAGCUGGCCGACGUGCAGGAAAAGUACAAGGCGGAGGUCGAGACCGGCCAGAAGUGUAAAAAGCAGAUCGCGGAGCUGCGCAUGUUAAGCAGCAAUGCCGAACAGAAGGCGCUCGAUCUGCAGUCGAUGCUGCUCGGGCUGACAACGAUGCGUGAUAUGCUGCAGCAGGAGAUGACCGAGCUGCAGAGCCAGCUGGCGCAGGAGCGCAACACGCGCAUCAAGCGCAUGGAGCUGCAGAAGGAGCUCGAGGUGAAGGUGCAAUCGAUGUGCGCCGAUAUGGAGCGUAUAUCGGCCCGCGAGCAGCAAGCGUUCGCCGACAACCGGACGCUGGUCGAUCGAAUUUCCGAGCUGGAAAAGGAGUACGCAUCGGUCGAGUGUGAGCUGAAGGCGGUUCAAAGCCGUUACGAGCAGGAGGUACAGGCGCAUCAGGAAACGGCCAAGGCACGGUUGCUGAACAACGAGGAAGCAAACAUGCAGGAAGUGAAAGCACUGCAAAAUAAGCUUACCGAGGAAAAACUGGGCCGCCAAAAGGCAGAACAAAACUCGCAAGAAAAGGAACGCCAACUGUCCAUGCUGUCGGUAGAUUAUCGUCAAAUUCAACAGCGUUUGCAAAAACUAGAAGGCGAAUACCGACAGGAAUCGGAAAAGGUAGUCGCACUGCAUAGUCAGCUGGAGCAGGAGCAGAGCAAAAAGAAUAGCUUGCUGUCCGAAAUUAGUCUUCAAAGCUCGGAGGUCGCACAUCUGAAGUCGAAGGAAAUGCAAUCGCAGAAGGAGCUGCAGCAAUUGCGCGAUACGCGCAAGAAGCUGGAGGAGGAUGUGACGAAUAUUAAAAAGCAGCACAACACGGACAUACUGCAGAUGAAGGAAGUUCAGGACCAGCUGGAGGUAGAGCAGUAUUUCUCCAAAUUGUAUAAAACGCAGUACAACGAGUUGCGCGAAGAGAUGAAGGAUCGUAUGCGUCAGCUGCAGAAGCUUGAUGAGGAACGGUGCAACAUUAUGCACCAACUGCAGCUGGCAAAUGCACGCGCCGACACAGAAGCACUCGCACGUUCGAUCGCCGAAGAAACGGUAACCGAUUUGGAGAAGGAAAAAACGAUGAAGGAGCUCGAACUGAAGGAUAUGCUCACGAAACAUCGCAACGAGCUGAUGGCUAAGGAGGGUGUGGUUACAUCGCUGAAGGACGUCGAGGCCGAGCUGAAAAAGUCGCUCGGCAACAAGGAGUACGAGCUGGAGGAUAUGAUGCAGCAAAGCAAGAAACAGCAGGAGGAACUGUACCGUCUCAAGUACGAGCUCGGCGAGCUGGACAAGUGUCGGGCGAAGCUGGUGAACGAAACCAUACUGAAGCAGCAGGCGGUUAACAAGCUGGCAGAAAUUAUGAACCGCAAGGAUAACAACCUGACGAGCAAGCAGAAGAUGAAGGUUAAUUCGACCGCCGAGCUACGGAAGAAGGAGAAGGAGAACAAACGACUGCAGCAGGAGCUAUCAGUUGAGCGCGCCAAAUAUGACGAACUGUGUCAGAAGCACAAUGAAACGAUUAGCCAACUAUCGCGUGAAAUAGACAUCAAAACCAAGCUUCAGAUGGAAAUCGAUUGUAAGGCGACAGAGAUUGAGCAUCUGCAAAUAAAGCUGAUCGAGACGGCAUCACUAUCGUCGGUCGAUAACGACAUGAUGGAAGAAAAUCAAGACUCAAUCUUCGAGGGUUGGCUCAGCGUACCGAACAAGCAGAACAUUAAGCGGCACGGUUGGAAACGCCAGUUUGUCGUCGUAUCGCCGAAACGAAUAAUUUUCUACAGUUCGGAGCUGGACAAGCAAAAUACGAGCGAUCCGUUGCUAAUCAUUGAUCUGAGUAAGGUGUUUCACGUGCGUCCUGUAACGCAAGGUGACGUUAUUCGUGCCGAUCCCAAAGAGAUACCGCGCAUCUUUCAGCUACUUUAUGCCGGCGAGGGUGAGGCACGUCGUCCGGACGAACAGCAGCAAUCGGACGUUGCUUCCUCCCGUAGCGAUGAGAAGCCUCUAACGCUGCAGUACAAAGGCCACGAGUUCCUCCAAAUAAGUUACCAUAUUCCAACAACAUGCGAUCUUCCAUCGUGCCAGAAAACGCUCUGGCACGUGUUCAAAUCACUGCCGGCGUAUGAAUGCAAACGUUGUCGAUUCAAGCUGCACAAGGAGCACGUGGACAAUAAUAACCCGCUAGCACCGUGCAAGCUGCAUCACGAUCCAAACCAUGCGCGUGAAAUGCUUCUGCUUGCCGCCUCGAACGAUGAUCAGCACCGUUGGGUUAGCCGUUUGUCCAAGCGCAUUCAAAAGAGUGGCUAUAAGGCUAACUCGAACAACAACGUCGGUACGCUGGGAGGCAGUGCCAGCAGCUCGACCGGUGGCAGUAGUGUUGGUGGUGGUGGCGGCUUGGGUAACAACGGUAACAAUCUACCGUCCGGCAACUCCAGCACCAAUAUGGAUUCAACGAAGGUUUCACCAAGCCAAUCUGCUCGAUCAAAUAACAAACCAAAUUCGGCAGCCGUAGUACAACGUUCAGCCACCCUGCCAACCAAUGCUUCCCUAAAGCAAUCGCCACCGUGAUCAACGUGAUAUACUGGCUUGGCUGCAAAAUAUUCCGCUUCCAUUCUUGGCCGUGUCUUGGCCGGGAUUGGGAUCCGCUACACGGUUCUGUUAUGUUAAGCGAGGGAGUCAUUACCAAUCUGCACCUAGGGAGCCGCCCCCCAAAUAUUACUACGUUUAUAUUCUAAUUCAGUUUUCCAACUAAUUUUAUCACCGUUUCUUAACGACGCAGUGACUGUUUUGCACCUUGCUUAUUUUCGUAUAUUCUUUCUUUUUUUCCAUUCCAAAAAACCGUCCGUUGAUGAAAACUUGUGCAUUUAUCCUUUAAGCUAUUUUAUUUAUUCCCGUUUUUUUUGGGUGUCGAAAACCGUUUUCAAUACGGAAUGAACUUCUGUAAAGGAAUGGAUUUCAUUUGCUAAAUUUUGUAUUUGUUAUAAUCCGCAGAAAAACAAUCAAAUAUAUGCGCACGAAGAAUCACAAAUGGAUUGUAAUAACAAAAGCAAAAAAAGAAGAUUGACGGAACAACAUCAUACAGCUAAUUUGCUUGAAUUGACGGAUUUCGAACACAACUAUUGCAUUUUUUUUAAAAUGAUCGACUAACGAAAAUAACGUUCGAUGAGUUGACCGAGCCAUGCACCGAUGUGCGAUCGAAUAAUCGGCAGUGGAAUGGAACCGAUGUGCAUUUAAAAAAACUACAUCCAUUGGAAUCAUUUAUUUUACAUCUUGAAGCAAACCCGCUAAUUUCAAUUAUACAAUUGAGCACGAAAAAAAAAGAAAUUCGGACCAUUUAAUAAAUUUAAUAUGUAAAGAGCGAGAGAGGGAGAGCAAACGCAAAAUCGGGUUUAAAUGUAACAAUACAGCCUGCGACUAUAUUAUCCUACUAAUAUGUUUAUCUCUCUUCAAUCGAUUUUUGUUUUGUUUUUUAAGAAAUAGUAUGGCUAAAAUAUGUGUACAAACCGCGCGUACACCAUCCAAUUUUUGGCGUUGCCAAAGAGACAGGCAUAUUACUAACUAAGCGAAUGUUCAUAUUGAUUUGUAGUAUUAUUUGUAAUAAUGAUUGUCCGCUGCGAUAAAAAAACAAUUCUGGUGGUGAUUACUUUUCACCAACCCAAAUGCCAUGUUGAAGGAUACUAUUUGCUGGUGUUAAGAAGAAAAGGAAGAAGAAGAAGAAAAAACACAAAAAAAUAGUGGAUGCAUAAAUGACAGAAGUACGACUGCGAUAAAACCAAUUUUCUACUUUUCCGCCCCCCACCCCCCAUUUUUUUCAGUAUCUAAUUUCAUCUGUUGCAUUCCUGUAUGAUAAACACAACGAUAUUCCGUAGUAAACGAUGUAUUAGUUGUUUUUUUUUUUGUAUUAUUCCUAGGAUCAAUCUAAGCUCAAUCAUUCAUGAAAAAAACUACUUUUAGCAAACUGUACGGGAAGUGAGAAGUUUCUUUGUUUUGUUUUGUAAAAAGUCGUUUAUGGUAGUCAGCAGGUUGAAGAGGUAGAAGAGAGCAGAAUAAUUAGCAGAUCUACAUAAAGCAGCAUCAAUAAAUGUUCGGGAGUAUUAGUUGCUUCGGCCAAUGUCCGGUGUAGGUUUUUUGUUGGACACGGUUGUACCCAACAAAUCGAACAAAUCGGAUACUCGAUUGCAUCGUAGGUAAUAGAAAAUGAACAUAUAUUGCGAGUCGUAUAUUUUGUGCAACAGGAAGUAUUCAUAGGCGAUUUAAUUAGCGUUUUUCUACUAGCCGAAAAAGUGGGGAAGAAAGAGAAUAAUAUUAACAACUUUUUUUUUCUACAAAAGUUAACAAACAACACAGGGAAGAAAAUGAUGAUAAUCGAUUAGAAAGUAAUACAACUAAAUCAAACAACAACAAUAAAAAACACACACACAUGGGAGUCGAAUGUAGGAACUGUGCGCAGAUUUUAUUGUAAAUCCUUACAGAAGAGGAAACGUUAUGGAGAAUUUUAAAUUCCUUACAAGGCUGAUGAUAAAUGAGCUUAAUUCUACGACGCGAUGCGCAUUUGUCACGCACACCCGGUCGUGGUGUCGUGCGAAGAACAUAAUUCAAUGCGAAAAACUCCCCCCUAGAAUAGAUUGAUUGUUGUUGUUGUCGUUUGUUUUUUUGUACAUUCUGUUUGUUUGUUGGGAGCUGUAUCGCCACAUUUUAGCCCGAAGGGGUGGAAAAUAGCUUACGACAAAGGAAAGCGAUAUAAGGUUAGGUGAAAUAUACCAUAUGUAAUUUAGUGAGCUAAAUCUAAUCGAAUAGUAGGGGCGGUCAGGAUCAUUCAGCGGUAGAGUAAGAAUCAACAAAAACAACGAAUCUGUGUGUACUGUAACGUUAGAUGGGGGAGUUUUGAGAAGAUCAAACCGGAACGGUGAAUUCUGAACGAUAACAAUGGAUACUAAAGAGGUUAAGGCAGACAGCGCGGAUGAGAUGGGCUGUAAUGAAAAAAAAAAAAAACAAGAAAAAGUGUGUCCUGCGUAACAUCAAAGUGCCUUCAAACAUAUAUAUUUGCAAAAGAGGAAUUAAUACCACAACAAUGCUAGUGCAAAAUAUGUUCAUGCUCCUUUUUUUUAUAUAUAAAACUGCAAGGAACAGCUAGGAUGUAAUGAACGUAAUAUUCAUAUCAGACGGAAGAAUGAAACCUCUACCAAAUGUAAAUAAAACGCAAACAACAAACUGGAAUUCAGAGGAAAACUAUAUACACACGCGUGACAAUAUACGAAAUGGAAUAAUGGAACGAGAGUGAGAAAACCCGAAGAACUGUUGCCAACUGUAUAAACUUCCAAAUAAUGCGAUUGUCGUUAUUAUUAUUUUUUUUUUUUUGAUUAAGAAAGUAGAUAAUCGAUCAUUAACACCGGAAAAUUGAUAAUAAUAAACAAAACAAAGCAUUUAA